AUGCGGAACGUGCGUGUCGUGUGUAUGGAGGCUACUGUGCCUUUCGCGUUUCUAGCGAGUCUGUCGGUUGUUGAAGAGGCGACAGGGGAGGAUUUUCUGCUUCCGUCUUCUUCCCACCUUUUUUUUUAUUACUUUCUAUUUUCACUUACUCUCCUGUCAGUGAAUUUUACUCUUAAUCUUUUCUCUCUCUCUUUCUUUCUUCCUUUCUUUCACUCUCUCUUUCUCUACCUCUUUCCCUCUCUCAAUCACUUUGACCCAUUUCAUAUUUCUUCUUUUUCGUUAUUUUUUCUUUUAUUUUUUACCUUUCUUGAGUAUUUUGAUUACAUUUGCCUUUCUUUCUUUUUUAUUUCUUAUCUUUUUACUUUAUCUCCUUUCUUUCUUUCUUUCUUUCUUUCUUUCUUUUUCUUUCUUUCUUUCUUUUUUCUUUCUUUCUUUUUUCUUUCUUUCUUUCUUUUUUCUUUCUUUCUUUAUUUCGAUUCUUUCAUUGCUGUUUCUCCUUGUCUUUCGCUCUACCUUUUUCCUCUCCUUAUUUUUCUUAUUGAUUCUCCUUUUUUGCUCUGCCCUUCGCUUCUUCUUUCCUCUCCUUUUUUGCCCUACAUUUAUACUUGCUCUCCUUUUUUGCCCUUUUCUCUUUGCUCUCCUUUUGUCGUAUGUUUCUACUUGCUCUCCUUUUUUCUAUUUCUCCUUGCUCUUUCACUUUGCUUUUUCUCCUUGCUUUCAUUUUUACUUUUUUCCUUGCUCUCCUUUUACCUUAUGUUUAUCCGUGCUGUCCCUCUCCUUACGCUCCUUUUUUGCCCUAUCUGUCUCACUACUCUUCUUUUUCUCUCCCUAUCUCUCUUUCUUCUUUCCUCCCUUAUGCUUUUUGCUCUCCCUUUUAAUUUCUCUUUGUCUUUUUCCUUGCUAUUUUUUCCUAUGAUUUGUCGUUUUUUUUUUGUUAUCAUUACUUUUCUCCUUACUCUUCUUUUUGUUCUCCCUAUCCUUCUCACUUCUUUUUUUUAUUCUUACUAUCUCGUUUUCCCUAUCAUUCUCCUUAUUAUGUUUGUUUUCCUUGUCGUCUUCUUGUUAUUAUUUAUUUGA
Molecule: messenger RNA, 1077 nt
Organism: Acanthosepion pharaonis
Lineage: Eukaryota; Metazoa; Mollusca; Cephalopoda; Sepiida; Sepiidae
Source: the annotation of a GenBank genome assembly